CUACCCCAGUGUCCCGGCAGGGUUAGCUGCGGACCGCGCACUUCCCAGUUACAACUCCUCGCCAGAAACUUCACGAAUGGAGCGAUCACCGCGUGGCAGCCGAGACCGCAGCGGUAGCUGCCGACCCCACCCCGGCCCGGGGCUGGUGGCGGCGACCCCUUAUCCCCCGCCGCCGGCGUUACCGGUACCCUCGGGGAUACCAGUGCCUCCAGCUUUCCUGCGGCCGUCCGGCCUCUUCCUGCGAGCAGCAGCCGCCGCCGCUGCUGCCACCGCGGGAGGUGGAGGCUGCCAGCCGGCUCCCGGGCUGGACAGAGGCGUGAGCACCGUAGGCUGCGGUUACCCGCGGACGCCCAAGUGCGCCCGCUGUCGCAACCACGGCGUGGUCUCGGCGCUGAAGGGCCACAAGCGCUUCUGCCGCUGGCGGGACUGCGCGUGUGCCAAGUGCACCCUGAUAGCCGAGCGGCAGCGCGUGAUGGCCGCCCAGGUGGCGCUGCGCAGGCAGCAGGCGCAAGAGGAGAGCGAGGCUCGGGGACUGCAAAGGCUCUUGUACCCUGGAGCCUCGGGGCCCGAGGGUCGGGCGUCCGAAGGCCGCGAUAGAACGGGGAGUUCCCAGGUCGCCGGCAGGUCUGCGGCGGUGGCCCCGCUGGGACUGGGUGCCUUGAGACCAGCUAGCAGUCAGGCAACCCCUGCUUUCGAGGUUAACCAGCAAGAUUAUGCGCAGGAAAAACAAGAACAAAAAGAGAGUCAGUGUGACUCAUGCCAGAGUGGACAAGAAGAGUCAGACUCUAAAUCCCAUCAGCUUUCUCUGGGAUCAUCUCCUAAAGCUGAUGGUGUCAUUGGGAAACAAAGCAUCAGGUCACCUACUUCAGAACACCCAAAGAAGCAUGAUAGCAUCCUGUCUUCUUACUCUGGGGAGCAAUCAGGAGGUGAAGACAGUCCCAGGUCCUUAUCAUCCUCUGAUCUGGAAUCAGGAAAUGAGAGCGAGGGGACCAAAGACUGCAUUGCAACCAGACCCAGCCUUCCCAUGAUGUCCUCAAGACCAAGAGACCCUCUUGAUAUUCUUACCAGGAUUUUCCCAAGUUAUAGGCGCAGCUGGUUAGAAAGUGUUCUUCGGUUCUGCAAAGGGGAUGUGGUCCAAGCCAUUGAACAGAUCUUAAAUGGGAAGGAGCGCAAGCAAGACACCAGGGAUCUAGCAAACUCCGGAAAACUGGAAAACACAGUCUUUUCGAGAGCUUCAAAUUUUAGUCUAGCUGGAAUUGGUUUUGGAACUCUAGGUAAUAAAUCGGCUUUCUCGCCUCUUCAAACCCCGUCUGCUUCUUACGGAGGUGAUUCAAGCCUCUACAGCUUAAAUCCUAGACUAGCUAUUAGUCCAUUACGACUAGCAUAUUCUUCGCCAGGAAGAGGGCUGUCUGGUAUUAUGUCGCCCUAUGUAACGCCUGGGUUGGUUCCAGCAUUGCCUUUUCGGCCAGCUUUGGAUUAUACCUUUUCAGGGAUGAUUAGGGAUUCUUCCUACUUUCCUAGUAAAAGCUCAAUAACUGGUGGUAGACUGUAUUUUAGACCCAGUCAGGACAAUCUGUAAUGUAAUUCACUCCCUUUCUGGAGUAUUUCUAGAAUCAUGAAACACAUACAAACACAAACACAUAUACACAGAGAUCUAUUAAUGUACUUAAUUAAGUAUGAGUAAAUUACUAAGCCUUAAAAAUGUUACUUUUUUUUUUUUUAGUCAGCAAUAUAAUAGAUUUUAGAUUUAAACACUUUUAUUCAGGAUUUAUUAAGUGAAAGAAGCAUUUGAACGUUGUCUGUGCCUUGAAUAAAGCUUUUUCAUGAACUACUUUUACUUUAAACUAAUGAAUUUUCUCCCUAAGUUAUCAUUUGUAAAAUUCCUGUUGUUUAUAUAUUUGGUGAAAAGUGGGGUUUAUAGAUGUAAAACGUUUAUAGUUGUAAAGAGCAAUCCAGCAUAAUAUAAAAUGGACUAAAAGGAAGAAUUUUAAACUUGAGGUACUUCUAAGUAAUAACUAUUCUAAAA
Messenger RNA from Sciurus carolinensis (gray squirrel), 2026 nucleotides. RefSeq names its product DMRT like family A1 (gene Dmrta1). The record is from RefSeq and is a predicted model, not a curated record. Gene Ontology annotation, cellular component: nucleus. The transcript has 2 exons. Bases 77 to 1579 code for a protein of 500 amino acids. NCBI's taxonomy places the organism in Eukaryota, Metazoa, Chordata, Mammalia, Rodentia, Sciuridae. Gene Ontology annotation, biological process: sex differentiation; regulation of transcription by RNA polymerase II. Gene Ontology annotation, molecular function: protein binding; RNA polymerase II cis-regulatory region sequence-specific DNA binding; DNA-binding transcription factor activity, RNA polymerase II-specific.